Molecule: messenger RNA, 2896 nt
Organism: Dinoponera quadriceps
Lineage: Eukaryota; Metazoa; Arthropoda; Insecta; Hymenoptera; Formicidae
Exons: 11
Coding region: 170-2686 (838 amino acids)
Biological process (GO): cilium assembly
Cellular component (GO): microtubule; cilium
Molecular function (GO): microtubule binding
Source: RefSeq, a predicted model, not a curated record
CGAAUAGGUAGGCAGAAUAGAGCUGUAGAGGGUAAGGGGGCUUAGUUUAGGAUUCUCUCUCGCCUCUCUCUCUCUCUCUCUCUCUCUCUCUCUCUCUUUCGAUCGCCCGUCGAAAAUCAAAAACACUCUCGCUGUCGCGCGUAUUCUUUGCACACCUUCGCGCGCGAGGAUGACCGGAAGGACGUCGCUGGUGGAGCAGAAGAGGAUCCAGUGGGCAAGGGAAAGGGAAGAAAUGGCGCGUCUCGGAGUUAAUUGGGAAGCUCUGAAGCCGAGCAACUGCAACCGCACCCACAUUCGCACUUACUCGAACGACGUGAGAUUAUCGCCUGGGGAGACGAAGAACAAGACUUCCGUGCAACCAUUCCGCGCGACCGGACAUUACGGGAGCACCGUCAGCCUCAAGAGCCUGACAACCGAGAGCUCCGGAAACUGCAACGUGAAUCUCAAGUGCCUCGACUUCAAUGGCGGCAGUCUGAUUAAUCUCCGGGACCAGGUGGACGUGUCACAAAUCAGACGCAGAAGCCCAAGUCUGCCGCCGAUCUUCAACAAGGAGCAACAGCAGUACUUUUGCCAGCUGGAACAACAGCGAGAUUUCGGGGUGGAGGGGUCGCGUUAUCAGCAAGCGAGGCCGCAGAAACAGGAGCACCAUCGGCACCGAACCAACGACCGUCGCGGCAACCAGAAGGAGUCCCUUGAUCAUUACGGCUCGCCGGUAACCGAAGGGGAAACCUCCGGUUACGCGAGCGACUCCGUGGAUGCACCCUCGCAGGGACACGGAACGUUAGUCGGUGGCAAGACGGCCAGGAUGGAGAUGACGGAGAAGACGUGGCAGAAUCCUUAUUGCACCACGCCGGAGAGUUCACUGCCGCCAUCGAGGAGGCUCUCGCCCGGCAGGAUGGGGGAGCUCAACAGGCCGCGGUGGGGCAGCGUCUGGGGCCAAGACGCGGCGAGAGGCGAUCCGCCGCCGCCACCCUCGUGGCUGUCGAGAUUAGGACAGUCGAGCCAAGUUCUGGUGAUCAAUCACGACAGCGCCAGUAGCCCGGACAGUUCAACGACCGGCUCGACCGGCUCCGACAACAACAAGACGUAUCUUCGGGGCCAGAAUAUCCCGGUGGACGCGGACAUCCUGCAGGAACGCGAGGCGAGGCGGCAGAAAGCGCUGGAGCUGCAGAACGCGAUCAAGCAGCAGCUCGAGGAGAAGGACAGACAGAGGAAGGAGGAGAAGGAGCGUCGAAUGAGAGAGGAGAGAUUGGAGGACGAACGGAUCAAGCGAGAACGGGAGAGGGAGAAAGAGAGAUUCGAGGAAGAACAACGACGGGUGCGCGAGAAGGAAGCCGCGAAGCUGAAGAAGGCUCAGGCGAUGCGCGAGGUGCUGGAGACCGCGGAACGAUUGGCCCAGGAGGAGAAGAGGAGUCGCCGGAAGCGAGAAGAGCAGGCCGACGAGGACACCGACGCGACGCAGACGUCGUCCUCGGUCAGCUCGCACGCGACCGUGAACGACGACAAACAGGAUCACCGCUCGCAGACGCGAAUCGCGAUCGCCGAAUACGUCGAGGAGUCCGGCAGCCCGAAGGACACGAAGGAGAGCGAGAAUCACUAUCGCGAGAGUGAGAGGAACGACAAGCCGGAGGAGGUCGGGCUGGACCGGCGGGCGUCCCUCCAGGUCCCCGUGAGCAAGGACGUGGCGAUCGUGCUGAGCGGCAGGCUCGACGACGCGGAGCUCCUGAGCAGGGCGAACCUGCAGCUGGUGAACCUGGUGAUGACGCCGAGCCCGCACCGGUUCGACAACGCCGCGAAGGGCCUCUCGCUGGGGCUGAGCGCGAUCAUGAAGAACAACGCGACGACGACGAUGCCGAGCCCGAGACGCUGCUCCUCCCGAUCGGACCCCGCGUCGUUCGUCGUGGAGAAUCGGCUGUUGACGCCGAGCAAGUACCGGACGUCGUCCGGACGGGACUUCGGCACGCAGACCGACGUGGAGCCCGACCUGCAGGAGCUGCGCGACAAGCUGCAGGAGUCGUCGAUCCAGGAGCACGGCGGCAACACGAAGGAGAGGAAGGACACGACCAACGCCAGCCGAAGAAACGUUGAAAAGUCGACCAACGUGGGCCCGGGUGAGGAGGUCAACAUGAAAGCGCUUCCACGAUCCAAGUCGCAGCCGAGAACCUCACUCGACGCCAGACCACGAUGGAACGCCAAUCGCCCAGGUACGCGAUAUCGCACGCAAAGCGAGAAGGACCCGCACUACCAGAGACGACUGAGGCUCGGAAGACGACGAGUCGAGUCCAGCGACGAAGGAUCCAGGUCGCCGUCCCCGGAUCGGCGGAAAUCGACCAACUGCAAGUCCAAGAGCCGAAACGCGAUGAGACGCAAGGCGAAACUCGAGAACUACGACGCCGACCUGUCGAUGGACAGUCUGAACUCUGUGGUGCCACUGCGGAUCGACAAAAAUGGGAAGAUCAACAUCGAGGACUGUCGCCGGCACGAUCGUGCCGAGAAAGCGCGACCGAUGAACCAUCACGGUGAAGCAAACCGCGCGAAACGGUCGGAUAGCGAUAAUCCCAAUGUCUGGUGCGGGCAUGAGAUCUUAUCCAAGCUGUCGUCCUUGAAGAGCGGCCUGCUAAUGAAGCAGAUCGAGUGGGACUCCGAGCGAUGUCUGGUCUCACCCGCUGCGUCCGAGAUCUUUUGAGCGCCGGAAGAAUAAAAAACUCUGCGCGCCGUUGGAGCGUCCUUUUGUUUUUCUUUUCGUUUGCAUGGAAAGUGAGAUCGAGUAGAAUGUGCGAUCUGGGGGCUUUUUACCGUGAAACAACGUUCGCUCGUUCCACGAGGAUCGCGAGGGAAUCCCGUUGAAGAACUCAAACGUCUUUUUCUCUCUCGCGUUGCAGAUCUAGAUAAUGGC